AUGUCGGUAUUUCUCCUUUGCUGGCUGGUGGCUUCAGUGGUAGCUUCACCUCUCGAUUUCUAUGCCGGUUCCUCACAGGUUGCUUUCAACGGUGUUCAGGCCGACACGGGAUCGGAGGUGGGCUGGUAUGAUCCACGUCUCAAGGGUGGACGGUUCCUCGACUAUACUUCAAAGAAAUACGGUGAACCGCUGAAUGUCAUCAUCUCGGGACUCUCAGAUCCUUUUGUCCUGACGGAUGAAGGGAUGCUAUACUAUACGAGGUCCCUUGGAUAUUCUGAGGAAUGUCUAGGUCUACAUGCUGGUACCCUUCACAACGCCCAUCUCGGAGAUGGAGACGGUUGGAAAACCCAGCUUUUCAUUGCAAGACAACAUUAUUUCCCAAUCUGGGGGACAUGUUGGGAGAGCCUAGCAGGGGGACAUCAUUUCAGAGCCUGGAAACAGAACGGAACAGAUGCAAACAGUGGUGCAUGGUUUAUUGGUGCAUCGAAGGAGCUCGAUUCCAGCAAGCACCACACCAUCGUCCCUAAUGGAUAUAAUUUAGGACGUGACUGGCUCGUUGAACGGGCAGUGACGGGCGGGCACUGGAAGGGGUUCUGGUGGAAAGCUAACGUGGAAUGGCGAAGCGAUCUCCUUGAGGAAGGCAAGAAAGGUGUCAAUCAUGGCAUAGCACAAGAUGGACGCGUCGCUGUACUUACUGUGUUCCGUGUCUAA
Messenger RNA from Psilocybe cubensis, 711 nucleotides. RefSeq lists its product as uncharacterized. NCBI's taxonomy places the organism in Eukaryota, Fungi, Basidiomycota, Agaricomycetes, Agaricales, Agrocybaceae. The coding region runs from base 1 to 711 and encodes 236 amino acids. The record is from RefSeq and is a predicted model, not a curated record. The transcript has 6 exons.